AUGGCCGAUUGGAAUAAGUCCAAGGUCGUUGACCUCCGAAAUGAGCUCAAGCGCCGUGGCCUUCCGCACGCAGGCUUGAAGCAAGAGCUUGUGCAGCGUCUCGAUGAAGACGAUGAACAGUCCGCCACAUCCGGGGAUGCGAAGCGAGACGAACCCUCUGAGACGGGUGCUGUUCUGGUCGCGGAUGAUCGAGAACCAGCUGCGGCAGACGAAGAUUCUACCAGUGCACCUGCCCUAGCAAUCGACGCACUCGAAACUACUGCUAUUGCUGCUACCCAAGAUGGAGCGCUCGCAAACUCCGAACCUGCAGAGCCCAAAAACAUCCCAACCGAACCUAUUGCUGCCGAUGACAAUGGCCCGGAUGACAUUGCUACGCCUGCCGCAGCUCCCCAAGAGUCGGAGGUAGUGCAAGACGCGCAAAAGCGCAAACGCCGUUCCACAAGCCCACCUCCCGAGCCCAAGCGUAUAAAGGCUACUGCUGCCGAGAUUCAUGAAGAGAAAGUGAUUCUCGCCGUGUCACCAGAAGAUACCGAACAAAAAAAUAGCCUAACCAGCGGCGUCGAGGAGAAUACUUUACCGGACUCGAGGCAGGUGGCGGAGAGGCUAGACGACCACGAGAUGCAUGACAUCCCAACGAACGAACAGCCUGCAAACAGUCCUGGAACCAUCGAUGUCGAGAACGAGCAGCAACCUGUUCGACAACCCUCAUCAACACCAGAAGCACGAGGUCGACUGGCCAUUCCAGAACAGCAAGCCGACUUCCAGCCCAGCCACAACGCACCAAACGACACAAUGGACUAUGAACGUAACGUCGAGCCCGCCGCGCACCCUGCGACCCGAGCCCUGUACAUUAAGAAUUUCAUGAGGCCUCUCCGGGCGCCAGAUGUCAAGCAGCACCUCCUUGAUUUGGCUUCCUCUCGAGGCAACUCCACAGAGGAGAGUGCUAUCGAAAUAUUCUAUCUCGAUCAGAUCAGGACUCAUGCCUUUGCUGUAUUUAGCGACACGUCAAAAGCUAUGCGUGUGCGUUCCGAGCUUCACAACGUGAUCUGGCCAGAUGAGAGCAAUCGCAAACCCCUCUGGGUGGACUUUGUGCCGCCCGAGAAGGUGCAGGACUGGAUCUUGGAAGAAGAACCGGAGACUGGUCGACGCGCUUCUGCGAGCUCAAGGUGGGAGAUACGAUACGAAAGAGACCAUGACGGGAACGUGGUCGCGGUGCUCGACUCCGGCACUGCGCCAACUCCCGCCCUGGCCAACAGCGCACCACCAAACAAACUCUCGCGGCCCAUGCCACCUCUCGGCCCCUCUGGGAUCUCAUUCCCCCUCUCUGGUCCCGGCGGCGGCAACAGCGUCAACGCCAUACCAAUUGGUCCUCGUGCUGGUCGCGGCGGGCGUGAACCUCCUCUCGGCCCCCGAGGCCCCUCAGACACGCGUGGCCUUGGCGGCCGAACGGCCGGCUUCGCCAGCGGUCCCCUGCGUACAACGUCCACAAAUCCUCCGCUCACGUUCCAGACCGUCUCCGAGGACCUCGCACGCCAGCGCGUUGACUCGAUGCGUUCCCACUACACCCGCGACAUCCAUCGCGAUAUGGGUGCUGAGGACGAAAUCAACCGCUACACAUUCGAAUCUGGCGAUGUCUUUGUAGACCGCGGUAAAGAGGUCUUCAUUGGUAUCCGCCCCCCGCACAGAGAAGCCGAGCGGCAACGACAGCUUACCGAAGGCGGAUCGUACCGCCGCCCUGGACCGGGCCCGCGUGGCCACCCGCGCCGUGGGCCUCGCGGGCCUGGUGGUCCUGGAGGCAGGCCUCUCAGCGAUCGUUAUCUUCCUGGCAUCAACGAGAGCGGCCCGUUCAGACAAGGUGACCGCGGGAACUUUUCGCGCCGAGAGGACGAUCGUUUCGGGGACUCCAGAAGGCCGGGCGGCCGAAGGGAUGAGCGCUGGGGCGGCGGCGGCGGUGGCGGCUACAGGGGAAGACCUCGCUACUAG
Molecule: messenger RNA, 1983 nt
Organism: Verticillium alfalfae VaMs.102
Lineage: Eukaryota; Fungi; Ascomycota; Sordariomycetes; Glomerellales; Plectosphaerellaceae
Product: SAP domain-containing protein
Exons: 1
Coding region: 1-1983 (660 amino acids)
Molecular function (GO): nucleic acid binding
Source: RefSeq, a predicted model, not a curated record